UACGUACACCUACCCCGGGAUGGGUCUAAACAAAAGUCGGUUACCAUAGUGUUCGACACUAACUCAGCAGGUGAUUAUAGGUGGCACGUGAAGGUCACGCAAAUUGACUGCAAACUCGGAUACAAAUGGCAAUUAUUGCCGGACAACAGCCAGUCUGAGUAUCUGCCGGCGCCUAUCGGUUGCCUACAAUACUAUACGCCACCUACCAGUACAGUCGAGUCGUUCAAUUUUGGUCAAUACAUAAAUAACGUCGACUACGCCCUAUGCAUCAAACGUCAACCUAACACGUGCAGGGUCACCUACCAGGCCACUGAUAAUAACUGGUCUCUAGAUAGCACCCAGCUAUCAAAGGACCUUGCUGGUGUAGGUGAUGCAACAUGUAACACUGAUUACCUAUUAAUACCUGGUGGGUCGGGUAGUUCUGUGCCGGUUAACACCCCUACAUACGAUCGUUAUUGUGGUGGGCGUCUAAAUUGGCAAAACGGGGUGGCGUUGGAAGCGCCGGUAGUUUCGAAAACUACCGGUCCUAUUGUGCUAUGGUUUCAUUCGGACAGCAUUCAGGACCCGACGGUUAGUGAGGGAUUCCGUUUGCGUUACGAACAGAGCUCUGCUGAAUGUACUACCGGUCCGUAUAGGGAUGGCACCGGUAGUGAAGCGGUUAAAAAUUCUGGCGUCAAAGUGGUG
Molecule: messenger RNA, 684 nt
Organism: Oppiella nova
Lineage: Eukaryota; Metazoa; Arthropoda; Arachnida; Sarcoptiformes; Oppiidae
Source: the annotation of a GenBank genome assembly